GCGUCUCUGCGUGCCAUGGCGGUGAGGCGGCGGUGUUACGGGGCCGCCAGACAGGCCGGCCGCUCCUGCCGGCGGCCAUGCUGGCUGCCAGGGCGGCAGGCGGGCGUCGCCAUGAGCCAAGCCGCGCCGCUGCUGGUGUUCCUGGUGGCGGCUGCCGGCCGGGCCGGCGGCUCGGCCACGGGCGGCCCGGAGCUGCACAGCCUGCGGGGAAGCUGGCAGCUGAGCAACGAGAACGGCUCGGUGGCGCUCCGCGGGGAGGUGCCAGGCUGCGUGCACACAGCCCUGCAGCGCCGGGGCCUCAUCCAGGAUCCGUACUAUAGGUUUAAUGAUGUGAUGUACAGGUGGAUCUCACUGGACAACUGGACUUACAGCAGGACAUUCAGAGCGCCUUUUGACAUCCGAAAAUGGCAGAAAGUGAAUUUGGUUUUCGAGGGAGUAGAUACAGUUGCACACAUCCUGCUCAAUAACAUCACCCUUGGGAGAACGGACAACAUGUUCAUCAGAUAUAGCUUUGAUAUUACCAGCGUGAUCAAAGAGGUCAAUUUUGUCGAGGUCCGUUUCUUAUCAGCCAUUUCUUAUGCAGCAGAGCAGAGCAGAUGUCACAAAGCAUACAGCAUACCCCCAGCGUGCCCUCCACCUGUGCAGAAAGGAGAGUGCCAUGCUAAUUUCAUCAGAAAGGAGCAGUGUUCAUUUAGUUGGGAUUGGGGCCCUUCUUUUCCCACUCAAGGAAUCUGGAAGGAUGUUAAGAUUGAAGCCUACAACCAUUACCACCUGAUUUACUUUUCUUUGACUCCUUUCUUCGUAAAGAAUACUCAGCAGUGGAGUCUUGAAAUUGAGUCUGUUUUUGAUGUAGUCAACUCCAAGCCAGUUGCAGGUCUUGUGACUGUGGACAUUCCCAAACUGCAAACACAGCAAACAUUCAGUGUGAAGCUUCAACCUGGAGAAGGCAGCAUUGUGCUGCAUGUAAAUAUCAACAAGAGUUCUGCAGUGGAGGCUUGGUGGCCAAAUGGGCAUGGAAAGCAGACUGGAUACAACAUGACAACAACUUUCAUCAUGGAGGAAGGAUACCAGAUUGAGAAAUUUUCAAAGGUCUAUUUUCGAACAGUAGAACUUGUUCAGGAGCCUAUUCCUGGCUCACCGGGUUUGAGUUUCUACUUCAGAAUCAAUGGGCGACCCAUUUUCCUGAAGGGCUCAAACUGGAUUCCAGCAGAUUCUUUCCAGGACAGAGUGACCUAUGACACAUUGUGGCUACUCUUGAAGUCUGCUGCAGAUGCUAACAUGAAUGCUCUUCGGGUUUGGGGAGGAGGAGUGUAUGAACAAGACGAGUUCUAUGACAUUUGCGAUGAGAUGGGAAUAAUGAUUUGGCAGGAUUUCAUGUUUGCGUGUGCCCUGUACCCAACUGACCAGCACUACUUAGAAUCUGUAAGAGCAGAAGUUUCUCAUCAGGUAAGGCGUUUAAAAUCCCAUCCAUCAAUUAUCUUGUGGAGUGGUAACAAUGAAAAUGAAGCAGCAAUUGCAAGCAACUGGUUCUCCAUACCUUAUGCUUACAGAGAAGUCUAUAUCAAGGACUAUGUGAUGCUUUAUGUGAAGAACAUCCAAGAAAUAGUUCUUACUGAGGAUAGCACUCGUCCUUUUAUUGCAUCUAGUCCCACCAAUGGCUUGGAGUCAGUUAAAGAAGGCUGGGUCUCCCAGAAUCCUUAUGAUACCCAUUAUGGUGACACUCACUUUUAUGACUACAGCAGUGACUGCUGGAACUGGACAGUGUAUCCUAAAACUCGUUUUGCUUCAGAGUACGGAUUUCAGUCCUGGCCUUCCUUCAGUACAGUUGAAAAGGUUUCUUCCACUGAGGACUGGUCCUACACGAGCAAUUUUUCUCUCCAUCGACAGCACCAUGAAAAUGGUAACGAUCAGAUGCUUCAACAGAUUGGGCAUCAUUUCAAGCUUCCCCAGAGCACAGAUCCCAUAAAGAAGUUCAAAGAUAUGAUUUAUCUCACUCAGGUGAUGCAGGCUCAGUGUAUAAAGACAGAAACCGAAUUCUAUCGUUUUAGUCAAAGUGAAAUAAUCAAGGGAGAAGGACACACCAUGGGAGCUUUGUACUGGCAACUCAAUGACAUCUGGCAAGCACCUUCCUGGGCUUCCUUGGAGUAUGGUGGCAAGUGGAAACUACUCCAUUAUUUUGCCCAGAACUUCUUUGCACCACUACUGCCUGUGGCCUAUGAAGACAACAGUGUGUUGUAUAUUUAUGGUGUCUCAGAUCUUCAUGUGGACCACAACCUGACUUUGAGGGUCACUGUGCACUCCUGGAGCUCCUUGCAGCCAGCGUGCACCUUUGCCAAACACGGGGUGACUGUUAAAGCACAAAGUGCUGUCCCCAUCUACAAGGAGUCCAUAAAUGACUUGCUGGAGAGAUGCAGGAAUUGUACCAGGAGAAGCUGUGUCCUUACCUUCCAUCUUGUGGGAGAAGAUGGGCUCCAGAGUCCUGUGAACCAUCACUUCCUUUCCUCGCUGAAGGAUGCUGUAGGCUUAGAAAAGACCCGGCUUAAGGUCUCUGUAUCCCAACAAGAUGACAUUUAUGUGUUUGUUAUUCAGACCACUGCAGUGGCUCCUUUUGUUUCUCUGGAUGUAGGGAGUAUAAAGGGCAGGUUUAGUGAUAAUGGUUUCCUCAUGACUGAAAAGAAGAAAGUGGUUGUGUUUUAUCCCUGGGAACCUACCAGCGUUGAAGAACUGGAAGAGUCACUAACCUUGACAUCUCUGGUGGAUGUUGUCUGAGGAUACCUUCUAGAUAAGAAGUGAAAUGGGAGGAGAGAAAAAACGAGAAGAGCUUAACCAAAGUUGAAGUGCUGUACAAUUUGAGCUGAACAUAGUCACUGUUCCUGUCUUGUAUGAAUUUGAACUGCUGAUUCAAUGUAAAGAUCGCAACAACGAAGCCUGCCUGUGGUGUAUUGAAAACAGCUUUCCCGGGGCGUGGGGAGAGUUCCUCUCCUCUACAACAUGGGAGGGGUUAGUUGGUGCCAGAGUGCUGGGCUGAGUUCUCUGCUCCACAUGAGCUUUGAGUUCUGAGCUCUUCUGAACUGAGAGGCAAUGCAAUUGCACCUCCAGACUAUGGCUGUUCAGUCUGUAUCUUUCCCAUUUUCACUAUGUAGUUUGAGGAAAUUGAUGCCACAGUAACACCAAGGCAUGGUGGGGGCAAGAGGUGAAGCUAAAAUGACCUCCAAAAGUACUGCCUCCAUUUGGAGUGGUUUGGUCUUAUUCCAGACUGGGUAAGUGCUAGUCCUGCCCUGUCAGGUCUGUGGCUGGCACUCCCAACAGAUGUGCUGCCUGCCUCUUGUAAGGUAGGCUUCUGAACAGAGAGGAGAGCCAGGCUCUCCAGUCAGACACCAGCACAGAUCUGUUCUCCUGCUGAAAAGAAAUGGAGAUUUUCUGCUCUCAGACAACACUGAGCACUAGCCUUGAUGGCUCUGCAUCUAGCUUUGUCUUUUCCCAGGUGUGGUGACAAACUUUUUGCUGCUGCAUUGAGUCCUGCAUAAUGUGGCAUAGUAGGAGAUGUGGCUGGCUGUGGGAAAAGGACUGGUGAGAAGAGCUGAGCAAAGGUACAGAGAGAAAGGCAGGGUGGAGAAGCAAUGGGCAUGUGAGAGGACCACAGUGACUGCAUUUCUGUGCUCCAUGCUGAUCGUCCUCCCUUUCCAACAGAGGAAAACCGCAACAGCUUGAUUUAGACUGCUUUGUGUGUGGGUUUCCUGUGGAAGACAGGGUUGUGAUCAGUUGUUAGAUCUGAUCACUCCAUACUACAAAGCAGUGGUGCUUCCCUUUCUGUUCUGUGUCUGAGGAAGUUUAAAAUGUUUGUCACAUAAAUGUCAUCUCACUUUGGCAUUUGACACAGGAAAAUAAGCUUGCUUCAGCAUAAGGGGCUGCUGUAGCUUGUGGAGCUGGAAGUCUGAGGGUUCAGCUAUCAGGAAGUCCAGGCCACCAAGCCAUGUCAUGGGUGGGCUGCUUGUCAGAUGUGGUUUGAAAUGCAGCUGGGAUCUUGCUGGGGCUCAGGGAUCCUCCCAGAUUCCAGGCAAGUGUUGAUUUCUGUGCAAAACACUUAGCAGAAGGAGCACUUAAAACUAGAAGGUGUUUAAACAAGGUUUGCUGGUGAUGUCUUCCUUUGUCUGAAAAGUACCACGUGGGUGAUGCUUGCAGAUGGUCCAGAGCAUGUGGAGAGAACAACUUCAUGUUCCCUUGGUCACCUGGAGGAAUUGGAACUGGGAGCUGUUCUUUGUUGUGGUCACAGUUUUAAUGAGCAAAGACUGAUGAUGCUUGGCCAUCUCUGGUGUUUCAAACUGGGCAUUAACCAAAAGCGAUGUAAUCCUGAGCGAGAGGACAAAUCAAAAGAUCAAA
Molecule: messenger RNA, 4380 nt
Organism: Pogoniulus pusillus (Red-fronted tinkerbird)
Lineage: Eukaryota; Metazoa; Chordata; Aves; Piciformes; Lybiidae
Gene: MANBA
Product: mannosidase beta
Exons: 17
Coding region: 16-2769 (917 amino acids)
Biological process (GO): carbohydrate metabolic process; glycoprotein catabolic process
Molecular function (GO): beta-mannosidase activity
Source: RefSeq, a predicted model, not a curated record